This is a messenger RNA of Neopsephotus bourkii (Bourke's parrot), 1071 nucleotides long. RefSeq names its product dicarbonyl and L-xylulose reductase (gene DCXR). The record is from RefSeq and is a predicted model, not a curated record. Lineage: Eukaryota; Metazoa; Chordata; Aves; Psittaciformes; Psittacidae. Gene Ontology annotation, molecular function: carbonyl reductase (NADPH) activity; L-xylulose reductase (NADPH) activity. Bases 93 to 869 code for a protein of 258 amino acids. The transcript is spliced from 8 exons. Gene Ontology annotation, biological process: glucose metabolic process; xylulose metabolic process.
UCAGGCUUCUACGCUCUCGGGCCCCGCCCGGCCUUGGCACCGCCUCGGGCUGACGGGCCCGCCCCGUCCCCAGUCUGCUCUCGUUCUGCAGCAUGGAGCCGCAGCUUGGCUUCCGCGGGCGCCGGGCACUGGUGACUGGAGCAGGGAAAGGAAUCGGGCGCGCCGUGGCCGUGGCGCUGAGCAAAGCCGGGGCCCGUGUGACCGCGCUGAGCCGCACAGCGGCGGACCUGGAGAGCCUUGCCCAAGAGUGCCCGGGCAUCGAGCCCCUGUGCCUGGACCUGGCCGACUGGGACGCCACGGAGGCGGCGGUGGGCGCGGCAGGGCCGUUCGAGCUGCUGGUGAACAACGCGGCCGUGGCGGUGCUGCAGCCCUUCCUGGAGGUGACGCGGCAGGCCCUGGAGCGGUCUUUUGAUGUGAAUCUUCAGGCUGUGCUUCAUGUCUCCCAGAUUGUGGCUCGGCAGAUGAUUGCACAGGGGGUGGCAGGUGCUAUUGUGAACGUCUCGAGCCAAGCAUCUCAGCGUGCUCUGCGGGAUCAUGCUGUGUACUGUUCCACAAAAAGUGCUUUGGAUAUGCUGAGCAAGGUAAUGGCAAUGGAACUAGGACCCCACAAGAUUCGGGUUAACACUGUGAACCCCACAGUGGUUAUGACUGACAUGGGGAGAAUUAAUUGGAGCGACCCUCAGAAAUCUGCUGCCAUGAUUGAUCGAAUUCCACUGGGAAAGUUUGCAGUUGCAGCUUUGCUGAAUGGCUGUGGCCAAAUUCCUGAAGCAUUUGAUGAGCACAGGAUGAGAAUCAACCUUAUCUCCUCUCCUCUACAGCCCUCUUAUGUUAGAAGUGAAAUGCACACUAUGACUGGAAGGGGAGCAUAAGCACUUGCUUUGAACUAAGUAUCGCUUGAUCACAACAAAGACUUUUUGAUGUCCAGCUCUCAGCCACACUGCCCUGCAUGCUGUGUCAAGCACAGGUGGGGGGGUGGAGAUAUCUGCCUGCUCCCAUUACGCCUAGAGGCCAAAGCAUACUUUUUGGGAUGUUUGUUUCUCUAGUACAAUUUGAGAGGUGCACUGGAUGUUC